Lucilia cuprina (Australian sheep blowfly) is the source of this 1945-nucleotide messenger RNA. RefSeq names its product probable G-protein coupled receptor B0563.6. The transcript has 9 exons. The record is from RefSeq and is a predicted model, not a curated record. Bases 1 to 1413 code for a protein of 470 amino acids. Lineage: Eukaryota; Metazoa; Arthropoda; Insecta; Diptera; Calliphoridae. Gene Ontology annotation, molecular function: G protein-coupled receptor activity. Gene Ontology annotation, biological process: G protein-coupled receptor signaling pathway. Gene Ontology annotation, cellular component: membrane.
AUGCUAACACAACUUUAUACAACUGAAGAGGAUCCGGCCUUGUGUUCGAUUAUAUGGGGUACAAAUUUCUCAGCAACGCCUGGUGUAAAUGAAAAUGACAGCAGUAGUGCUAUUACAGCAGCCUCAACAUCACAAAAUGCUGCUGCUGCCGCCGCGGCUGUUGGUGGCAUAAAUGAUAGUGUAGGUGGUGCUGGAGGUGUUGGUGUCAGUUCGGGUGGUGUUAUAGGUGAAGGUGGUGGCUAUAGAAGUGAUGUUAAUGCGGCUGUAGCUGCUGGAGCUGUAGGUGUCAUUGGUGAUAAUUUACGUGAUGAUCUUUAUAUUACAAAUGAGGAUCCACGUACCGAAGCAUUACGAGAAUAUUCAUACGGCAUAAUAUUGCCCAUCAUUUGUGCGCUUGGCAUCAUUGGCAAUGUACUCAAUCUUAUUGUAUUGACAAGACGUAAUAUGCGUGGUACGGCUUAUAUUUAUAUGAGAGCAUAUUCAACAGCUGCUUUAUUGGCCAUUGUCUUUGCUAUACCAUUUGGUAUACGUAUGUUGGUACACAAGGACCGAGGGCAAUGGGAAGAAUUUGGGCCAGCAUUCUAUACAGCACAUUUGGAACUAUUUUUGGGUAACGGUUGUUUAGGUGUAGGUGUAAUGAUGCUGUUAAUACUAACCAUAGAACGUUACGUGUCAGUGUGUCAUCCUAGUUUUACACGACCCGUAAUGGGUCCUCCUGGACUCAUUGUAUUCCUAACCACUAUGAUAACUUUUGUUAUCUACCUGCCGAGUGUAUUCCGUGGGGAACUUAUUAAAUGUGUUUUACAAACAGAUGGACGUUUUGUUUAUUUUCGUAGAGAUAAUAAUGCAUUUUUGAGAACAAUAUUUUAUUCGAUCUAUAAGGUUAUGCUGGAAGUGCUAUUUAAAUUAAUACCAACUGUUUUAAUAGCUGGUUUAAAUUUACGCAUUAUGAUGGUUUAUCGUCAAACUUGCGAGAAACGACGUAAAAUGACCUCGUCUAGAGCCUCAUAUAUAAAGGAUGCUGAAGAAAGAAGACUAUUUUUAUUGUUAGGUAGUACAUCUAUAUUAUUUUUGGUGUGUGUCUCACCGAUGGCAAUUUUACACAUGACAAUUGCCUCGGAAGUUUUGCCAAGUUUUUCAUUUCAGGUGUUUAGAGCAUUGGCAAAUCUAUUGGAGUUGACCAAUUAUUCGAUAACGUUUUACAUCUACUGUUUGUUUAGUGAAGAUUUUCGUAAUACUCUAAUGCGAACGAUCAAAUGGCCCUGGAUUAAAUCACAACUGUGUCAUCAGGUGGAUGAGGUCUCUGCUAAGCAAACACCUCUUAAUAAUUUUGAUAAAUUAACUUUGCGUAAUCAUCAUAUAACAACCACAUCGGGCGUAUGCACCGGCAUUGGCCGUUCCAGUAGCAUUUGAUGCAAAUUUGUUCUAAUACUCUAAUUAGUUUUAUUAGUUAAGUUAAAAGAAAUAAACUAUUUUUUAAAAUUCAAUAUGUACUUAUUAAAUACUAAAUAUUACAUUUAAAAGAAUACAUGUAAAAACUAAAUCUGUGUUCAUUGUUACAAAUUAAUAUGAAGAGAGUAAAAAUAUAUUUUACAGUAAUGGUAAAAGAAAAUGAAAAAAGUUUAUGUAAGAAUACUUAAUGAAAAUAUUUUGGGAAUUUACAAUUAUUUAUAAAAAUAACAAAAAAAAUAAAAGAAAAAUACAAACCAUAUUAAGUAUACUAUUUAAUAUAUUCAAAUAUGAAAUAUUAAUAAUAAUUUUAAAAAGUACAUUUUAUAAAAUGUGCAAUAAAACGGUACGCAAAUCGAAUAAUAAAAUACUACUCAACAAUAUCUCAUUUUAUAUGAACAUAACAGUUCUCUUUCGGCUCUAGUUCUGUUGUGUUCCAGUUCAGUUCUAGUUCUCUUCUAGUUCUGUUCUAGUUCUGUUGUAGUUCUUUUCUAGU